Molecule: messenger RNA, 1953 nt
Organism: Drosophila virilis
Lineage: Eukaryota; Metazoa; Arthropoda; Insecta; Diptera; Drosophilidae
Product: CYFIP-related Rac1 interactor B
Biological process (GO): regulation of actin filament polymerization
Molecular function (GO): small GTPase binding
Source: RefSeq, a predicted model, not a curated record
GAUAAUAUGGUCUGCCAGUUUUCUGAACUCCAAAAUUAGUACGUUUUUAGCUGCCGUCGAGAGUGGUGGUUGCGUUUGUGUUGCGGCGUGUUUUUGGUGUGUUUGUUAUAUUUUUUUAAACAUAAGCCUUGUGUAAAUGCCAGCAAUGUUAAAGGCGCAAAUGAAGAAACGCGACCAUUAAACGAAUUUUAAAAAAUUGCGGCUCCUACGAUACGCGAGUUCACGAAAAAGUUCUGCAAAGAAAAGGUGAUAAGCGCGCAAUUGGCCCUGCCUGUAUGUUUUUCCUCUUUUUUUGUAUUCGACGAAAUUUCUUGUUUUUGCUGAAAUUCCAAUGCAGGAAUAAUCCACGAAUCCACCCUAAAACAGCCAUCGAGCAAUAAUAAAACUGUGCAUAUAACAAAACAGAUAAGCGCGCAAAAUAGCAACAGCUGCAGUUGGAAGUGCAUGACUUAAAGAUACCCCGUAUUUUGAGUUAACAUAAAAGUGAAGAGGUGUACGAAAUAGUGAAACGCAACCAAAAGUGCUAAAAAAAAAAAAAUCAAUACAAAUAUAAACAUAAUAUAUAAAGUCAAACAUAUUUAAUAAGCCGCAUUUGUAAUAAAUUAAUUAAGAAAAUGGGCAAACUGCUGAGUCUGUUGUCACGCGACGAUUCAAAUUGUUGCGCCGCCAAAUCCUACGACGUUUUCCUAGACUUUGAGAACGCCGCGCCCACGGAUACGGAGCGGGAAGUGUACGAUGAAGUAGAGCGCGUGCUCAAGGAAUCGGAAAUCGUUUUAGAGGAGAUACAAAUCUAUAAGGGCGCCAACAAAGAAAUACGCGAAGCUAUCGCCGAUCCUUCGCCCGAGGUGCAGGGCAAAGCGUGGUCCGCCGUGCUGCCGCUGGUCAUAAAGCUGAAACGCUGCUACGAGCACUCCCUGGAGCUGGACAAAAUAGUGCCCAAGCUGCUGGGCCAAUUGGUUGGCGGCAAGCUGAAUCCGACGCAGCACCUGGAGACACAGCAGGCGCUGGUCAAGCAGCUGGCCGAGAUACUGGAAUUUGUGUUGAAAUUCGAUGAGUACAAGAUGAAAACGCCCGCCAUACAGAACGACUUCAGCUACUACAGGCGCAUUGUCAGUCGACAGCGCGUGGACUCCACGGAAAACAUGCUGGUCAGCACGGAGCUGGCGAAUCGUAUGUCGCUAUUCUAUGCGCAUGCCACGCCCAUGCUAAAGGUGCUCAGCGAGGCGACAUCCAAAUUUGUGAACGACAAUGCGGACGAUGUGCAAAAUACAACAGAAACUCUUGGUACAAUGGCCAAAGUGUGCCUGCGAAUGCUGGAGAAUCCUAAACUGCUGCAGCAGAUCGAACGGGAGGAGACGCAAAUGCUGGUGCUGCGCGUUAUGGUCGGACUGGUCAUACUCUACGAUCAUGUCCAUCCCGUGGGAGCGUUUGCGCGCGGAGCCCACGUGGACGUGAAGGGUUGUGUGCGGCUACUGCAGGCACAGCCGGCGAUAAAGGCGGAACCCCUGCUGAACGCCCUGCGCUACACGACGAAGCAUCUAAACGAGGAAAACACGCCGAAGAACAUACGCAAUAUGCUAGCCGCAUAAUGGCAGAGUCCGGCGUGGAGCAAGCCAAAUCGUUUUGUUUAUGUGUAAAAUUUGUAACGUUAACUUUGUUUAAAGAUUUAAACGGUUUUUAAUUUAUGUAAUUAAUAGGCUUCUACUACGAGUAUAUAUAUAUAUAGAAUUAUUAUGUUUAAAUUGUGUGAAUGUUGUGCAGAAAGGAGGCAGGCAGCAUUUAGUUUUAUUUAUACAUUUCCAAUAUUUGUCGUAUUAAUUUGUAAUCAUAUUUUGUUCUCUUGUUUGGCGCCUCCUUGUGAAGUAAACAUGCAAAUAUAUAUCAAAAACAACCAGAAACAAAACAAUAUUUAGUUCAUAAUCUAGCACUAAUAUUAAGUAAUGAACAAACCUA